AUGUCAAGCGCGCAGUUAUCCUUCUCUCCUGAAGAAAUAAAGAAUGCAGGGGCUGGAGUAUUAAUUGACAACAAGAUUAUCAUCUUUGAUAGUAUCGACUUUACAAACACUCAUGCGUUUUCUUUGGAUCUUUCUAAAGAUUGGACUACAACUACACCAGAAUUUACAAUUUAUAAUUUAGUUUCUGCACCAACGUUUAUAACAACAGCAUUUAGCGCACAAAUAAAAGGUGACCACGCCGUAAUAUAUGCUUUUGGCGGGAACAUUCCGAAAAACGGAAAUUUUUCGGAUCUCAUUUACACAAAUGAUUUUUAUAAAAUUGAUGUCAACACUUCACCUUUUUCAUUUUUGCGUGUUGAUUCCGGAGACAUUGCGCCCAAAGCUCGCGCGUCUUCUGUUAUUGAUGAAAAAGGAAAACUUUAUAUAUGGGGUGGCAUUACUGCUCUAGAUGAAUAUACAACUGUGGAUAAAUAUAUGUAUAUAUUUGAUACCUUUGAUUCAACAUGGAGAAAGAUUCUACCAUCUUAUGUUCCAGCGCAAAGAUCACAAUAUACUUCAACGCUUAAAGAUGGUAAAAUUUAUUAUAUUGGAGGCUUUUAUUCAGAUCAUAUAGAUUAUGCAAAGGCUGAUAUUCGACAAAUUUUGAUAUAUGACACGCUCAAUGAUACUUCCCCAUGGUCUUUAAAAACUGCAACCAAUAAAACAAAUAUUAGUGACCGAUUUGGGCAUUCGGCAGUUCUUGCUCCUGAUAAUCGAAGUAUCAUUAUAUUUGGUGGAUUAAAAGUAUUUAGUGACACAAGAACAGGUUCACCGGAUGAGGAUAUAAAAGAUUACUUGAUUACUUUGGAUCUCGAAACCUUUGAAUUAUCAGAGCUGAAAACUCAAAACAAACUUAACAUCGAUGAUAUACCAGGGGGUCAUACUGGUGUUAUAUACAACAAUUUUUUGAUCGUAACUUUUGGCGCAUAUCCGACUAAAAGUGUUACUCGAAAAAAUCAACAAACUGCUAUUCAUAACAAUAGAUUGCAGACUCAACCCAAUACUGUGUUAUCUCACAAUAUACCCACAAUUGUAAUUCAACACGCUACUACACAAAUUCCGUUUGAUCCGAAUACCACUUUAGCUUUUAAGUCCUGA
Molecule: messenger RNA, 1137 nt
Organism: Ambispora gerdemannii
Lineage: Eukaryota; Fungi; Glomeromycota; Glomeromycetes; Archaeosporales; Ambisporaceae
Source: the annotation of a GenBank genome assembly